Messenger RNA from Lytechinus pictus (painted urchin), 6071 nucleotides. Its product is annotated as cytochrome P450 20A1-like. Gene Ontology annotation, molecular function: monooxygenase activity; oxidoreductase activity, acting on paired donors, with incorporation or reduction of molecular oxygen; iron ion binding. The coding region runs from base 59 to 1486 and encodes 475 amino acids. The record is from RefSeq and is a predicted model, not a curated record. NCBI's taxonomy places the organism in Eukaryota, Metazoa, Echinodermata, Echinoidea, Temnopleuroida, Toxopneustidae. The transcript is spliced from 11 exons. Gene Ontology annotation, cellular component: membrane.
AAGUCAUCUGAUCGUUGCCAAUCAUCUCUGUAACAGAAAUACAAGAGGACACAUCAUCAUGUUAGACUUUGCCAUCUUUGCUGUGACAUUCAUAAUUCUCCUUGUUGGUGUACUUAUAUACAUUUAUCCAACAUCUCCUCCAAAGGCUACAACUGUACCAGGGCUUGAACCGUCGGACCCGGUGAAAGGGAAUCUAGAUGAAAUAGGUGACGCCGGCAGUCUUCAUCAGUUUCUGGUGAAUCUUCAUGCCGAGUAUGGAGACAUUGCAUCGUUUUAUUUCACCGAUCAACUCUGUGUCAGCAUCAAGUCUCCAGAGCUGUUUAAAGAACAUCAAGCGGUCUUUGAUAGGCCUCCUCUCCUGUUCAAGUUGUUCGAACCUCUGAUCACGCCAGACAGCAUCCAAUACGCUAACGGGGCAGACGGUCGUAAAAGACGGGACCUCACCGACAGAUGUUUUGGAUUUCAAGCUCUUCAGAACUUCAUUGAAAUUUUCAAUGAGAUCACAGAGCAGCUGGUGGAGAAGAUCUCAUCCCUACCUCCCGGGGAGCACAUCCCGCUACACGAGACGGGUCUUGGUCUAGCCAUCAAGGGAAUCAUGCUGACAUCGUUUGGGGACUAUUUCAAGGACGACAAGAGCAUUAAUAACUUCAGGAAGGAUUAUGAUCUUGUCUGGGGUGAAAUGGAAGAGAGGCUAAAAGGAGGCAUUCCAGAGGAGGGAAGUGACCAAAUGAAAAAGUUUGAACAAGUCAGGGAUAGGCUGUAUUCCACUGUCCAGAACGUGGCCGAUCAACGCAAAGCUAAUCCUCCCAGCCAAGAUAAAGAAGUUUUCAUCGACGUCCUUCUCAAAUCGGACUAUCCAAAAAGCAGACUGCAGGCUGACCUAAUUACAUACAUCGUUGGAGGGUUCCACACUUCGGGGAACCUGUUUGCUUGGGCACUAUUCUUCUUAGCUGAACAUGACAAGAUCCAGGAAAAACUGUACAACCAUGUGAUUGACAUCGUGGGCAAGACUGGACCGGUCAGCAUGGAAGACAUCGCAGAAAUGACGUACAUGAGGCAGGUGAUAGAUGAAACCCUUCGAGUCUCAAUUCUUGCCCCUUACGCUGCCAGAUACCAGGACUUUGACGUUACCCUAGGAGGUCACGUGAUUCCUAAGGGGACUCCAGUACUUCAUGCCUUGGGCGUCUCCUUGAUGUCUGAGAAGUACUUUCCAAACCCCAAAGUGUUCAAUCCAGAGAAUUUCUCCGCGGCUAACAUAAAGAGUCGCCCUCGCGAUGCGUUCCAGCCUUUCGGUUUUGCUGGCCGCCGGGUGUGUCCGGGACAGCAAUUUGCCUACAAGGAAGUGGCCAUCUUCCUCGCGAUCUUCCUACGUGCCUUCAAGAUCGCCCUUGUCCCGGGUCAAAAACCGCAUCAUGUUCACGGUCUGGUCUCGCAUCUUGUCAACAAAGAUGGCGGGGACGUCUGGAUUACAGUUGAAAAACGUUGAGAUCCAUCAGUUUGUAAACCUGGGGGUGUUUCUUGAAGAGUUGGUAUGAUUUAGUCAUGCUCAUGCUUGUGCACAUUGGUUUACCGACGUGCACAUGGUUUAUAAUGUGCAAUCUUAUUGAUUAAUACCCAGUAGCGCGUAGUCUUAGCAUGAUUUGACGAAUGCGGUGAUGCCUUUUCAACUUUGCGCAAAUGGAAAUUGGAAUGCAACUCCAAGUCCCACUUAACUCUUCGGAAACACACCCCUUGUUAGCAAUUGUUUUGAAUUUAUAUUGGGAUGGUGUGACAUAAAGCAUAGGUUAUGUACAACUUUACACUCGACUGGCGUGUACCGAGUGGCCAUUUCGAGUCUAGGUGCUAAAUCGCAUUCUGAAUCACUCUAUUUUCUUUCCCAUCAGCCACUGACAGUUUGUUCUCGAUUGAAUUGCCAUCUUUCUGAGCAUCUAAAUAGAAAAUUCAAUAUUUGCAUGGUUAGAUUAUAGCUAUUUGAAAUGCCUUUUUAAUUAUGUUAAAGCAGGAACUUUUUAUUAUACUUGUAGUGCAAAAAAGAUCACCAGUUGUGUGUAAAGUUGCGCAAACCGACAAAUGGGUCGUUUAGCCUGUUUUGUUUUCUACUUUACUUAGUUAUAAGAAAAGCAAAAUAGCUUUUGCCCAUGUAAACAAGUGGUACAUGUACUUCUCAUCAUGCAGUAUGGAAAUUGAAAAAAAACAAACUUAUAUUGUGUUAUAACUAUAUUCUAGAAAAAAAGUGUAGUGCCUUUAGAAUGUAUUUAAUACAUCUGUUAGAAUUGUUAUUGUCAUAUCUUGCUAAUCUGAUUUAAAGAUAAUUCAUUCAGGUUUACAUAUUUUAUAAUCUAAUUUAAAACCACAACAAAAAUAUCACUUUCUAUUAGAAAUGUACAGUACUUUAAUUUCAACCCUUACAGGCCUGGGGGGGGGGGGCGGAUUCCCCCCCGUCUACAUAUUUCACAAUAAGUCGGCCACAAAAUCUUUCAACCGCGCCGCUCGCUGAAUUUUUACUUCCAAAUCUCGCAUAACUUUUGAGACCAAAUUUAUCAGACCCCAAACUGCUCAAAAAUGUGAAUUCAUGUACAAAUCCAAUACAAAUUUGGUAUUUAGCCAAUAUUCAUAAAUGUAUCAUUAUUUCUACUUUCACUAUUAAACUUAAUUUAUUUUGUCUUGUUAUGAACAGAAUUAAAUCUGCAAUAAUUUCCAUCGAAAAAACAAUAAAAAACAGAGAAGUACAUGAGAAAUAAAAAAAUAAAAAAUUACAUGAGAAAAAAUUGCGAUACCAAAUUUUUUUGAAGCGUAUUUGAUCGAGAUCCUACAAAGAGUCUGUGAAUAAAAAAUAAGCAGUUUUAGGCCCGUAUGAUAGUUGAUUAGAGCUAAUUUUUAAUUUCAUGCAUUAAUUAGCAUAAUGAAUUCAUUAAAUAAAAAAUCUCAUUAUUUCAAAAUUAUUAACCAAACAGCCUUUUAGAUUUUAUCGCACACCACCACUGUACGUGCAAAUUUUCGCAGUGAUCGUUCUGUUUUCCGUUGGGGGGAAGGAAUCUGUGAUGAUAAAUUUGAUAGCAAAAUGUCUUUUUAACUUGAAAAUUUUCCUUUUUUCCCUUGUCAAAUUCUGCUGAGGAAAAUUUGUAUCCUUUUUGGAGUCGAUUACAGUUUUCCUAUAAUAUUCUUGAAAGUAAUGUCGAUCCACCCUACCUCCAUGGGUGACCGUUUUUGUAGAUAUAAAAGCAAAAUUUUUUACAUAGUGAUUCCCCCCAAAAUUAGCUUAUACAAGCUGAUUUUUCAUAGUAAAAUGUGAGAUUAUUUAACAACAAAGAGGUUUAUACAUGUAUGCAUUGACAAAUACAUCUUUAGUGUGCAAUCAUUUCCUUUUGAAUAACCAAGUUGGUAGAGUAGCCUUCUCAUUAUUUGUUGAUCCAAGUCUGGAAAUAGGCCAUCACUUUAUUGUGCACCCCCCCCCCUGGGUGGCCACUUCCAUUGACAAGUGGAUACCAUGCGCGACCAUGGGGUCUUGAUAAGCACCCUAAACAAGUAUUUUCCAUAUUCUGAAAAUGUACCCCUUAACAAGUAUUGGCGUGUGAAACCCUACAUGUACCCUUAACCCUAAUUCUCCCGGGGGGGGGGGGGGCCAUAAUGGCCCCCCCCUCGACAAUUUUCGCGAUAUAUCUGCUGCGUUAAAUUUUUUGACCUUGCCGCUCACUGACUUUUUGCUUUCAAGUCUCGCGCAAAUUUUGAGACCAAAUUUGUGACGCCCGGGUACGCGGUUACGACAUUACGCAACAUUACGUAAGUGCAUGUCGGACCCAAAAUUGCUCAUAAACGUGAUUUCAUGUACAAAUCCAAUGCAAAUUGUGUAUUUAGCCAAAAUUCAUAAAUGUAUCAUUAUUUCAACUUUUACUGAUUAAACUUAAUCAAUUUUGCAUUGUUUAUGAUCAGAAUUAAGUCUGGAACGAUUUCCAUUGAAAAAACAAUAAAAAACAAAAAGUAAAAAAACAAGGAAAUACAUAAGAAAUUCAUAAAACAAUAAAAUACAUAAGAAAUUUAUUUCCAAACCGAAGUUUUUUUCAAUUGUGAUUGUUAAGAAUGCUACAAAGAAUAUUUUUACCAAAAAGUAGCAUUCUAGGAGCUUUAUUUAGUGAAUUAGAGCAAAAGGUAUGAUUUAUGCAUAAAUUAGCAUAAUUAAUUCAUAUAAAAUAAAAUUUCAUUAUUUUGGAAAAUUUUACCAUACAGCCUUGUAGAUUACAUCGCACACUACCAGCGUGCAAAUUUUUGCGUCGCUCGCGCGAUUGGCGGCCGAGAUCUUAAGGGGGGGCCAUAAUGGCCCCCCCCGGGAAUGACAAGAAUAAAAAUACCCCGGGAGAUUUAGGGUUAACAAGUAUUGGAAACAAACGAUACCCUUGUCAAGUAUUCCCUUAAAGUGAUCAUUUCACUUUGUUCUGAUUUAAAAAAUUCUCCUUUUGGUUCCUGAAAAUGGGCUAAACAUUAGGCUUAUAGUGUAAAAAUACCAUCCCAAAAGUUUCAAAGUAUUAUAUUUACAGGAUCAAUUUUAAAACCUUAGAGAUGUAAACCAAAGUUUGAAAUAAUUGGGAGUUGGUUUCAAUGACUAUGUGUAUACAGGGAAUCUGUGCACCACAACACAUUAAUCCUAGAUGAACACAGCAUGACCUACAUACAGUGUGUACAAGGUAUACACUGAAUGUACAGUGCAGCUAAUAGUGUGUGUAUAGGCGAUACAGUACACACAACAGAAGGCAGUCAAAAUAGCCAACAGACUUUUUGAAUUGGAGAAAACUGGUCGUAAGCUGAACCCAUCUACUAGACGGUUCUCAAAAUCAGGCUAAUAAAUUGCUACUUGUAUCUAAAUUAGAGUUUGUCAUCCUAUAUUGUGGUCUGUUUCAGGGUUUUUGAGGACAAAUACAGGCACUCAUACGCACGUUUCAACUCAGUUUGAGAAUUUUUUAAAUCAGCUGCUCACAAAGUUAAACGAUCCCUUUAAUUGAACCCCUACACAAGUACAGCGAUAUUUUAAUUGUUAUAUGUCGCGGAUGUCGGUUUUACCUUUACCUACAUCAUUGCAUGGGUUUAUAGUACGGCCCCCACCUUGCUCCCACACCUCGCUCCCACACCUCAUGCAAAUCGGACUCGAAACACGUACUGUUGGGGCUAAAGUACAUCCUUUAUAAAACAUUUUAGUCUUUCUUAUACCCUCGCAAAUUUGACCCUAAACACGUAGCUUUCCUAGUGAAAUAGAUACCCUUUUUUCAUUAUUUUAGUGUUUUUGACACCCUUAUUAUGUUACGUGUGUAACGUGCCCUAUCUUGAAAAGGACAUUGCUUUUACAUGUUUUUUUUGGGUCGCGCAUGGUAUCCACUCGUCAAUGUAAGUGGCCCCCCGGGGCAUCCCCUUAGCUUGUUAAUCUAUUUUGGAAUAAGCCAACACUCUCACCAUUUCCCAGAUUGUGAUACCCAUUACAAGGCUUGUUUGAGAGGACAAAAAUCCCUUGCUAAAAAAUAUUUGACAUGCUUUCUUACUAGUUAGCCUAGAGAGUCAAAAGGGGCCUAAGCUUUCGAUCCUAGCAGAAUCUUUGUCGGAGACAAAAUGACAAACAUAUAAAGUACUAGUUAGCCUGUUCUCUCACAAAUAGUUAUUUUUGUCAUGACACAGCAGCUAUGUUCUGAUACCGGUAAUCUUCAUUGUUUUACCUUUUUUUUUUUAAAAGUUCAUUGUUUCUUUCUGAAAUCAUAUUUUCAUAAUAGGUUGACAAUGAAAUUGGUAGUUUCAUUGGGCACUGCUCAUUAUAAGAAAGCAUCUUUUGAUUGAAAUUAAAUCAUAUGCAGGAUUUUCUAAAUUCAUUGAACCUUUGAAAUGUGCUAGGAGACAUUGAAUGAUUUACGCGUGAAUUAUCUUUCUUCAUCUCUCAAAAUAAUAUUUUUUUUCAGUUUUGAUAUCCAUUUAUGUCAAUGUAGUAACAUGGAUAGGGUCCCUUAACAAUAUUAUAAGUAUAUUUACGUACUCGCCAAUUGCCAUUAUAUAUUGUUUGUUUUAGAAGCACUGGCUUACUAAAUGCUUGGAAAAGA